AUGCGAGAUACCAGCAGAGCAAAUAAUGCGAGCGCCGCAGAUAUACCGAACAGUCAUCGGGACAUACUCGUGUACCUUAGGUGGCCUUUACUACCGCUUCAAAUCGUUGGUAUAUUACCAUUUUACACUACACAGGGGCUAUAUGAGAUCGGUUUGCCGAAUCGACGUACAAUAUACAUUACCAGAGCCGCACUGUUAAUAAAAAUUUGCUUUAAUAUACUGCAUACCUUCUAUUUGUUGUCACCCUCAAUGCUGGAUUUGCUCUUUUUAAAAAGCAAUACAGAUGGCAUAACGAAUAUCCUGGAUAUCGCUUUAUGCAUACUCAGCGAUGCUACACUAACGUGGACUUGUGCCGGUAAUACAGAUAAAAUUAUCAACAUACUCAACAGCUUCCUAAAGGUGGACAAAUUGCUGAAACAAGUUCCCGCUCCGACUUUGGAAAGGUCACUUGCAACGAAUCAAUUUAAUAGAUACUUGAUAUGGAUACUUGGUUUUAAUUGUAUUGCAACGUUCUCGUACGUUAAACAAAGCCUGGAUAACUUCUCAUUUUACUUCUUUGUGCACACAGUCGUCUAUCUGCUGCAAUAUGCGAUCUUAUUCAUCUUUAUCUUUUUUAUUUCGGCGCUGUUGUAUCUUUUAGCGGAGCGCUUUCGAUUCGUUAACAUGUUGAUAACUCAAUAUAAUCGCAAUACUGUGCCAAACAGAGUUUUUAGUAAAAAUUCGUUGACUCAAGAUGAAGAGAAUUGUCUAUGUUUUGCUGAGAAUUCGGCUUUGAUUUAUAGUUUACACUACGAUUUGCUCGACGUUUACAAAAUGAUCAAUGACUACGCCGGUUUGGGGUUGCUGGUGUUCGUACUGUGCACCUGCUGCGAUUUGCUCAUUUGCAUCUACUACUUGGCCUUCAACAUUUGCAAUCUCAAUGAUAAAUUGCAUUACGUGUUGCGGGUACUGUUGUGGUUACCUUAUACCGUAGGAGCUUUGGUAGUGCUAGCAACGAACUGCGCUAAAGUUACGAGAGAGGCAAAUAACACAUCGCAAAUACUUGCUAGAGUCUAUGGAAAGGGCAAGGAAUAUCAAAAUAUUGUUGACAAGUUUCUUUCCAAAAGCAUUAGGCAGAAUGUGCACUUCACCGCCUACGGUUUUCUUGUUAUCGAUAAUACAACACUGUUCAAAAUUUCUUCAGCUCUGCUCACUUAUCUAGUGAUACUUAUUCAGUUCAAGCAGUUGGAAAAGUCAAAGGAUUAA
This is a messenger RNA of Bactrocera oleae (olive fruit fly), 1245 nucleotides long. Its product is annotated as gustatory and pheromone receptor 32a-like. NCBI's taxonomy places the organism in Eukaryota, Metazoa, Arthropoda, Insecta, Diptera, Tephritidae. Gene Ontology annotation, biological process: chemosensory behavior; male courtship behavior; sensory perception of taste. Gene Ontology annotation, cellular component: axon; neuronal cell body; dendrite. The record is from RefSeq and is a predicted model, not a curated record.